Molecule: messenger RNA, 237 nt
Organism: Acanthamoeba castellanii str. Neff
Lineage: Eukaryota; Discosea; Longamoebia; Acanthamoebidae
Exons: 1
Coding region: 1-237 (78 amino acids)
Source: RefSeq, a predicted model, not a curated record
AUGGAGAGCGACAUGAUCUUCCUGUUGGGCGCGAAGCAGGCACAGCACAAGGCCGCGUCGCAUCGUGACCGCUCGGCGUCGAUGCCCCAGACCUACGCCUCCAUGCUGGCGUCCUCGACCCCCUUCCUCUCGCCGCCACGACGGUCCUCCUUCUUCGCCAGCUACGUCGGCGAGCGAAGCGGCACGACGAGGCUUCAUGACGACGACAGCGCCUUCCCUUCGCCCACCUUCGUGUAA